CAGAAAAAUCCUACGACUCCCAUUCAAAGCACCAACCACCCCAUCAGCAAACUGGGAGACGAUCUCCUCGAAGAAAUCCUCAUUCGCCUCCCAAACCCUAAAUCCACCUGCAACUGCAAACCAGUAUACAAGCGGUGGAACUCCCUGAUCUCCAGUCCCUACUUCAAUCGCCGCUUCCUAUCUCACCACCAGAGCAGCAACAAAGAAACCCCUCUGCGUCUCACCUCAAACGACCCCCUAUCGUCGUCGAUCCUGAGCUUCCUCCCCGUGCCGGAUGUUCUGUGUGGGUUCCAGGGAUCGUGGUGGGAGGAGGAUGGCGAACUUCUCAGAUCGUUCUUGAUUUGCAAUCCGUUUACAAAGAAAUGGGUCGCCCUUCCUUUGGCGCCUGAAAAGAUAAACAGUUCGAACGAAACAACGAAAGUGAAAUUGGUCUAUCAAGAAGCCCUGAAGGCUAAUAGUACCUUGGAUCUGGGUGACGGCCAAGUGUUUCUGUAUUCAGAAUAUCAAUUCCACGUUCUGAUUGGAUAUGAAGCGCAUACAAUGACGGGAACUUGUUCAGAUUUACAAGUGUUUUGUUCCAAGUCCCGUAAAUGGUCAAGGAAAGAAAGGAUCGUCUAUUGCAGCCUGAUACGGUGUCUUUGA
This is a messenger RNA of Linum tenue, 642 nucleotides long. NCBI's taxonomy places the organism in Eukaryota, Viridiplantae, Streptophyta, Magnoliopsida, Malpighiales, Linaceae. The record is from the annotation of a GenBank genome assembly.